Molecule: messenger RNA, 1861 nt
Organism: Macrobrachium nipponense
Lineage: Eukaryota; Metazoa; Arthropoda; Malacostraca; Decapoda; Palaemonidae
Gene: eIF3l
Product: eukaryotic translation initiation factor 3 subunit L-like
Exons: 10
Coding region: 111-1736 (541 amino acids)
Biological process (GO): translational initiation
Cellular component (GO): eukaryotic translation initiation factor 3 complex; cytoplasm
Molecular function (GO): protein binding; translation initiation factor activity
Source: RefSeq, a predicted model, not a curated record
CUUCGCAGCAGCCAAUCAGUACUCGAGUUCCGUUCUCUCCCGAGGACGUCAACAUUGUGUUGUACGGCCUCAAGUAAUUCCUCAAUAUUUAGCGACUGAAUUCGCUCACGAUGUACAACGAAUUCGUCGACGAGUAUGAUAGUUAUCCUCUGGAGGCCACGGAUAACUAUCAUUAUUCGGAACGAAUUGAUGGUGAAUAUGGUGAGCGGGGGGGCCAUUACCCCACAUAUGCCAUACCUGAAGAGGUGAAGAAAUACAUCACCUAUUUCCGUGAUGCCAUCCGAGAUGGAAAUGUGUAUGACAUACCUUCACUUUACAUUGAUUUUAACCGCUUGACAGAGGAGUAUUAUAAAACACAGUCCUGGCCUGAUGUUGAAGAUCUGUAUGGAAAUAAACUUGUGGAGCAGGCUGGUUUGGAUGACAUCUUCCUUAUACUCUAUCGGGAGUUAUAUUAUCGGCACAUCUAUGCAAGAGUCCAAGGUGGGCCAACUAUACCACAACGGUUCGAGUCCUACUACAAUUAUUGCAAUCUCUUCAACUAUAUUUUGAGUGCUGAGACUCCUGUUCCUCUAGAGCUUCCCAACCAGUGGCUCUGGGAGAUCAUUGAUGAAUUCAUCUACCAGUUCCAGUCCUUCUCUCAGUCCAGGUCCAAGCUGGGCAAGAAAAGUGAACCUGAGAUUGAGUUGCUGAAAGAAUCCCCAAAGAUCUGGAAUGUACAUUCUGUACUUAAUGUUCUCCAUUGUCUUGUGGAUAAAAGCAAUAUCAACAGACAGCUUGAGGUGUACACUAGUGGUGGAGAUCCAGACAGUGUUGCUGGAGAGUUUGGACGUCAUCCUUUGUACAAGAUGUUGGGAUAUUUUUCACUGAUUGGUCUGCUCCGCCUCCACUCACUUCUUGGAGAUUAUUACCAAGCUAUCAAGGUUCUGGAAAAUAUUGAGCUGAACAAGAAGUCCAUGUAUUCUCGUGUGCCAGCCUGUCAGAUCACAACCUACUAUUAUGUUGGCUUUGCUUACAUGAUGAUGCGAAGAUAUGCAGAUGCUAUACGUACAUUCUCAAACAUCUUGGUGUACAUUCAACGUACGAAGGCAAUGUUUCAGACUAGAAAUUACCAGAAUGAUCAGAUAAAUAAACAGACAGAGCAAAUGUAUACCCUUCUUGCUAUAUGCAUGGUGCUCCAUCCUCAGAGAAUAGAUGAAGCUGUACAGUCUUCAUUGAGAGAGAAAACUUUGGCUGAGAAAAUGUCUCGCAUGUCGCGUAAUGACACUCAAGAGUUCACGGCUUGUUUCACAUUUGCUUGUCCUAAAUUCUUGAGCCCUGUCCCUCCACCUUUUGAUUCAAAUCUAACCAACUAUCACAGAGAGCCCUUCCAGCAGCAAUUGAAGGUAUUCUUAGACGAAGUUCAGCAGCAGCAGCAGAUCAGUGUGAUGCGUUCUUACCUCAAGCUCUACACCACAAUGCCGAUGGAGAAGAUGGCCACUUUCCAAGAAAUGACCGAGGAUGAUUUCCGCAAUGCUUUGUUGUGCUUUAAACACAAAAUGCGCAACAUGGUUUGGACCAAGGGAACAUCUGGGCUACAAGGUGAUUUCCAGAGUGACUCUGAGGUCGACUUCUUCAUUGACCGAAAUAUGAUCCACAUCGCAGAUACGAAAGUUGCACAGAGGUAUGGUGACUUCUUUAUCAGACAGAUUCACAAGCUAGAAGAAGUAAAUCGAUCCCUGGCUAAGGUUAAAGUUUAACAAAGACAUUCAGUAGCUAGACCUUCAGGUUUUGCGAUAAGUAAAAAUUAGUAACUGAAAAACAAAUUUAUAUAUCUUUUCAUCUAUAGCCUGUGGGGUUGCUAAAUAAAAGGUAACACUUUUAA